Messenger RNA from Telopea speciosissima, 1158 nucleotides. Its product is annotated as beta-1,6-galactosyltransferase GALT29A-like. The record is from RefSeq and is a predicted model, not a curated record. Gene Ontology annotation, molecular function: sialyltransferase activity. The transcript has a single exon. The coding region runs from base 1 to 1158 and encodes 385 amino acids. NCBI's taxonomy places the organism in Eukaryota, Viridiplantae, Streptophyta, Magnoliopsida, Proteales, Proteaceae.
AUGAUCUCCACUACUACUAUUACUACGCCGAGAAGGCCUUUUCGCACACUCUUCAGUCUACUACUUCCUAUUGCGAUUCUCUUCACCCUGAGCUCCAGAACUGUGAUCCGUCUGAGCUUCAGUUAUCUUCAGCUGGAUAAUUACAUUUCGCCGGAAUCAUCAUUGAAGGAAUCGAAUUCAACGCUGCUUCAAUUUGCAGCAAUUGAUUUUAAUGAGGCAAGAGAUAAGAAAGAUAUCAAACAGUUGCUCGAAGGGAACUUUGGCAGCUUGGGGCGAUACCCUUUUUUCUCAUCGUCGCAGCAUUCCAAUCACCUUACUAGCCUUCGCUCUCCGGAUUCCUACAGAAUUUUGUUUGAGUUCCAAAAAUCCCUCCGCAAUUGGUCACAGAAAAAAUGGUUUCAACCAGAAAUCCUGUGUGAUUUGAUCGACCUUGUCAAACAUCCUAUCGAUCGGCACUAUGGACUGCCCAACUCCAACGGCAGAUAUCCUUCUUGUGCAGUUGUGGGGAACAGUGGGAUUUUGCUUAAGACAGAGUUUGGAGAACUGAUCGACAACCACGAUAUUGUGAUCCGAUUAAACAAUGCCAGAACAGAAGGGUUUCAACGAAAUGUUGGAUCCAAAACCAAUAUUUCCUUUGUGAACAGUAAUAUCCUUCAUCAAUGUGCAGCAAGAGGAGGCUGCUUCUGCCAUCCCUAUGGGGGAAAGGUCCCAAUGGUUAUGUACAUUUGCCAACCUAAGCAUUUUAUCGAUUAUGUAAUCUGCAAUUCUUCUCACAAGGCUCCUCUGUUAAUUACAGAUUCCCGAUUCGAUAUCUUGUGUGCUCGGAUUGUGAAGUAUUACUCUGCAAAACGUUUUGUAGAGGAGACAGGGAAGUCUCUGGACGAAUGGGCAAUUGUUCAUGAUGCUGAACAGUUCCAUUAUUCUUCUGGUAUGCAAGCUAUCAUGUUAGCGUUGGGAACUUGUGACAGAGUUAGUAUCUUUGGGUUUGGAAAGUCAACACAAGCGAAGCACCAUUAUCAUACAAAUCAGAAGACCGAACUUCAUUUACAUGAUUACGAAGCAGAAUACGCCUUUUAUCAUGACUUGGUUGAGAACCCGCAGGUAAUACCGUUCCUUUCAGGCAAAUUGAAAGUUCCUCCUGUGGUCAUAUACAAUUAA